Molecule: messenger RNA, 800 nt
Organism: Aphanomyces invadans
Lineage: Eukaryota; Oomycota; Saprolegniomycetes; Saprolegniales; Verrucalvaceae
Exons: 3
Coding region: 119-685 (188 amino acids)
Biological process (GO): double-strand break repair
Cellular component (GO): site of double-strand break; nucleus
Molecular function (GO): nucleosome binding; ubiquitin-protein transferase activity
Source: RefSeq, a predicted model, not a curated record
GAAGGGCAAUUUUCCCACUCGUCCAUGAUUCAAACGGAUGAUCGGACUCCGAAGGAAGCCAGCAACGAUCUGCACGCGAGAUAUACCGACCACUCCGACUUGAGCGAGAUCUUCUGCCAUGGCGACGACCGGUGCCGCGGCUCCUGCGACGGCGAUGGAUGAUUUGACAUGCGCUGUGUGCCUGGAGCCGUUUGCGUCUCCCGUCACGCUCUAUUGUGGCCACACAUUUGAUCGCGAGUGCUUAGUCGACCUCGUGGACAAGCCGUGUCCGAUGUGUCGACAAGGCACGAUUCGCCAGGACGUCGUGGUGCAGCCAAAGAAUCAAGUCAUGUACCGCCUCGUGCUGUCGGCCUGUGUCACAUCGUCAGAUGCGAUUUUGCAACGUGGAAGCGGUCAUGAACAUGCGAGAUUGACUCGGCUCGCUACAUACGUCCGCCCCAAAUCACCCUCAUCGGUGUCAUCCAUAGCGCGGCGUACAGUGUCCGUACACUGGGGGAGGCUUGUCCUGGUCUUUCACUCGCUGUCGUUCCCGUGGAGCGCAAUGUACGGCCCCGCUGGCCUUGCCGACGACGACGAGCCUGAGAGCAUUCCGUGCUGCUCGCAGUUUUGCAGUUGGUCCAUUGCGUUUACGUUAAUCGCGUCGUACGCUCUCUCGAUGAUCCUGUCCCAGGGCCUACAAUCGUAGUCGAGAGCCAACCGUUUUUGUAUUUAUGAACGUCGCGUGGAUUUCAUGGGCAUCCGGCGCCACUAGCUGCUCACAGCACCUACAGGACAUGGCCAAAUACCACAACAUGGCUGCU